Messenger RNA from Rhopalosiphum maidis (corn leaf aphid), 493 nucleotides. RefSeq lists its product as uncharacterized. The record is from RefSeq and is a predicted model, not a curated record. The transcript is spliced from 4 exons. Lineage: Eukaryota; Metazoa; Arthropoda; Insecta; Hemiptera; Aphididae. Bases 13 to 456 code for a protein of 147 amino acids.
UUUUCAUCGGCAAUGUUCUAUUUUGCGUUGUUGUUGCAAAGUGAAAUUCAAAAUGGAUACUUGAUGAGAAAUAUGAUUGCAGGAGUCACAAUUUUCGAAAUUUUGUUGAGUUUUCUUACUAUUCAAGUAAUAUUUUCAAUAGUUCAAGCAUUUUUUUUAUUUUUUCUGGCUGAUUUUCUACUAUACAUUAGCUGGGAAAGUUCCUUAUUACUAAUUAUCCAAUUAAAUAUUGCUAUCGGUACCUGUGGAAUGAGCAUUGGUUUAUUCAUUGGUUCAUUCGCCAACAGUUCAAUCAAAUCAUUUUAUGUAACACUAUUGGUGUGCUUUUUAAAUAUAAUGUCUUUUUUGGCCAUUAAAGAAUACAGAAUUAGCUCUAUUGCCUAUUUCAAUUAUAUUACCAUUAUCUUUGCCAAUUCGAGCAGUUCAAGCUAUAUUGAUCCAAGGACGUCGAUUUGAUUCAAUAGGGAUUCUUUUAGCAGGGAUUUCUAUUACU